Molecule: messenger RNA, 3856 nt
Organism: Sus scrofa (pig)
Lineage: Eukaryota; Metazoa; Chordata; Mammalia; Artiodactyla; Suidae
Source: RefSeq, a predicted model, not a curated record
CAGGGAUUGAACUUGUGUCCUUAUGGAUACCAGUUGGGUUCAUUACCACUAAGCCAAAAUGGGUACUCCCAAACAUCACUUUUAAUACUUAGAAAUAAUCUACCGCGUGGAUAUUCCAUGGGUCACCUAACCUUUCCCCCUUUUACUCGGAUAUUGAAAUUGUUUCCUGACAGCUGUGGUCUGGUGGAGAAAAGGGAAGGCGGCUGCAAGGCAGAGCCGGGACAUAAUAGUCUGGCACCUAGAAUCUGGUCCUGGAAGCUUUCUAGGGGCCAGUUACACGGCAGUUGGUUUUUGUGCCAGGUCACAUUCCUGGGCUUGAGGAACAUCAAGGCACAUCUCACUGGCUUCUCAAAGUGCCCAAAGGUUCCUGAAUUGAGCCUGGAGGAAACAGGGAGAGGGGCCCUGAGAACAGAGACGGCCAGACGUGUGACCCCUGAGCCAUUUACAGUUCAAACACACAUUGCAACAGCCAUGUUUGAGAUGGCAACAGGGCCCCUCACUUGAAUGUUUUUCCCAUAAUAUAAGUCCUUUUGGUAGCCUACCUUCUGGUGGGGGUGGGGGCAUUGCCUCAGACAACCUGGCCAUAGCCACCUGGAGCAUCUGGGGACCCAAGUCCUUUCCACCAAGGCCUGCAGGAGGGGGUCUCUUUCAGUCCACAACAGAGUGGGCUCACCUACCCAAUAGAGGCUGGGAGAACCUUGGUGGGCAUAUUUUUUUCCAGCAGCUUCUACCCUGGUUGGAGACCACUUACUCUGACUGCUGAAGCCCCUUUUAAAUUUAAAGAUCUGUGUUUCAACAACACAGCAGUCACUGAAGUCCUACUAUGAGCCGGGGACAGAGAAGUAGCCCCACUGACAACAUGCCUACUAUGUGCCAGACACUGGGCUUCCUGUGCCUGAUCUCACCCAUGUCACCACCCCAUUUGAGAGAGGGUGGCUGUUGGGGAACCCUACCACAUGGCCCUUGUCUGUAACACUCCCCUUUAGGGAAGAGCCUUCCGAAGUGGGCUUCAGGCACCACGUGACACCCAGUAACUGUGCAAGAGGCUCUGGAUUAGAGCCAAGGAGUUCAGUAAACACCACCUCUUUGGGCUGGUGGGGGCAGAGCUUGAGGCUAGAGGUGACAAGGUCUUACUUGUGGGAUUUGAGUUUCUGAUGGACAGCAAUCACUGCUGGGCCUUCCCAGCUGGAACCGGAGCAGGCGCAGGGCCAGGGCCUGCCGCCCUCUGGGCAGGUAUAAAAGCCAGGGAGGAGGGCUGGAGCCCGGAUGGGGCAGAGGUGCCAGCCGCCCUCCAGGGACCAGGGUGCAGAGCGAAAACUGCUUCGUACAGAUCACCGGGUGACAUGGUCAGUUCUGGAAGUGAACCCCCUCUCUGUGGGAUCCAGGAGAAGCCUUAGGGGAGCUGUCAGGCUGGACAGGCUGGACAGGCUAGAGGAGGACACCAGAAGCCGAGACUCGGCAGGGUGCUUCCUCCCUGGCAGGGCUAAGGCCUCACUUACUGCCCUCGGCUGGGCUUGGACAGCAGAAUGAAAGGUCUCCGCUGGCGUUACACCCGGCUGCCCAGCCAGGCGGAGAACGCUCUGUCUGAGGAGGAGGGUGAGGAAGAGGAAGACGAGGGGGACACAGUGCCAGCCCCAGCUCCUGCUCCUGAAGAUCCUGUGGAGCCCCAGCUGGCAGAGGCCAGCCAGGUUCUGGGAGCCUCGGAGAUCAGGCAGCCCCACCCCCAGCUCAGCCUUCACCUCCCCCCGAGAGUCACUGGACACUCCUGGAGUCUGGCCUUCUGCACAUCGAGGAACGGCUUCAGUCUGCGGAGCCUGUACAGGCAGAUGGAGGGCCACAACGGGCCAGUGCUGCUGGUGCUGAGGGACCACGAUGGCCAAAUGUUUGGUGCCUUCUCCUCCUCGGCUAUUCGACUCAGCAAGAACUUCUACGGUACUGGCGAGACAUUCCUCUUCACCUUCUCUCCACAGCUGAAGGUCUUUAAGUGGACAGGAAGCAACUCUUUCUUUGUGAAAGGAGACUUGGAUUUACUGAUGAUAGGCUGUGGCAGUGGCCACUUUGGGCUGUGGUUGGAUGGAGACUUGUAUCAUGGGGGGAGUCACCCCUGUGCAACCUUCAACAAUGAGGUGCUGGCCCGGCAGGAGCAGUUCUGCAUCAAGGAGCUGGAGGCCUGGGUCCUGAGCUGAAGCCCUCAUGGUGGGCAGCUUCCCGAGGCAACGGAUGCUUGAACCUGCCCUGGAUGCCGGUGAGGCCUCCUUCACAGAGGGCAGUCUAUUCUGUCCAACACACAGAUGACCAAGUGUCUUAGUGUGGAUUGUGGCUGUAAGCGAGCCCCCUGUCACCUGAGGACCAAGAAUGGUGACAGGCAAUGUUCUCCUGGAGGGCAGACUUUGAAGGACAGAAGGACAGAAGGACGCUUAUACUCACCAGAGCAGCACAGAAUCCCUCAUGAGAAUCACCUUUUUCGAAAUUACACGGUACAUGUUUAUUGUAGUAAAACCAGAAGAUUUAAAAAUUUUAAAUUGCCUCCCUUCAAAAUUCAGUCACUCUCCAAAACACAUUUUCACGUAUAUCCUUCCAGACAAUUUUCCAAGGAGAUAUAUAUAUAUAUGUAUAUCUUAUAAAAUGGGAUUCUAGUCUACAUAUUUUAGAAGUUAUUUUAACCUAAAGAAUAUUGUCAAAUCACAGACGCUUGGAUUCGAGAGUGAAAUUAAUAAAGACUCCAGCAGCAGCCUUCUUUCCCCAGGACAGUGAGGGCUUUCCAUUUGCUACCAGUGUGCCAGGUGCUUACAAAUCUCUGAAUCCACGAGGAAAAUAUGAAAGCAGCAAAUGAACAAUAUGCAUAUUUGGGUAAAGAAGAAGAAAUUCUGUAAAUGGGAACCUUAGGAAGGUUGAAAAGGAGGAAGGCAAAACAGGAUCUCAGAAAAACUAGGAAAUAAAAAAGUAAUAAAAAUCCAUUUAUCCCUUCCCAUGCUAGUGCUUGCCUCCUGCUAGGUUUUUUUUUUUCUUUUUUCUUUUUUAAGACAUGCUCAGGACAUGUGGAAGUUCCUGGGAUCAAACCCACACCAUAGGGAGUUCCUGUCGUGGCUCAGUGGUUAAUGAAUCCAACUAGGAACCAUGAGGUUGCGGGUUUGAUCCCUGGCCUCGCUCAGUGGGUUAAGAAUCUGGCGUUGCCGUGAGCUGUGGUGUAGGUUACAGACGUAGCUCAGAUCCCAUGUUGCAGUGGCCGUGGUGUAGGGCCGGUGGCUACAGCCCGGAUUAGACCCCUAGUCUGGGAACUUCCGUAUGUGGUGUGUGCUGCCCUAGAAAAAGGCUAAAAAAAAACAAAAAACAAACCCAUACCAUAGCAUGACAACACCAGAUCCUUUACCUGCUGAGCCACCAGGGAACUCCAGAAGAUUCAUUAUUGAGUGAGGAAGCCAAGUAACAUGAGCUCUGUUACUAUCAACCCCUCUUAAAGACCCAGCAUGGUAAUGAGGUACAAAGCAACAUCCAGGUGCAUUCCUAGACAAAAAUGCAUUUCUUUUGCACAAAAGGGUCAAAACUGGGCACACUUUUGUGUGAGAGAAAGUCAUCAAGGAAGACACGGUUGGUGUCAAAGUGGAGAUACAUUCAUGAAGCUUUAUUGCAGUUGUCUCCCUUACCCAGAUGAAGUAACCAGUCACUUUAACUUGCAGCUCUAUUUAUGUUCUCAAGGUGACAAUACUCAGUAACUCCAAAGGCCAAACUGUUAAAGUCUUGGUUUUUAUACAGUGAAGCUGCUUAAGAAAAAUUUAACCUUGUAAAUGGCACUUGGUUCCCAUAAUUAAAACAGUUGCAAAGAGCAUAAAGUGCAGUUACCUUACAUGUAACAAAA